Molecule: messenger RNA, 1822 nt
Organism: Thunnus maccoyii (southern bluefin tuna)
Lineage: Eukaryota; Metazoa; Chordata; Actinopteri; Scombriformes; Scombridae
Product: solute carrier family 2, facilitated glucose transporter member 11-like
Exons: 13
Coding region: 164-1699 (511 amino acids)
Biological process (GO): monosaccharide transmembrane transport
Cellular component (GO): membrane
Molecular function (GO): hexose transmembrane transporter activity
Source: RefSeq, a predicted model, not a curated record
ACCUCAGUGAGGGACCAGCCGAAUCAAAGAAAGAGGAUAAAUCCAUCCUCUCCUCAGAUUUAAGUUUCCUGUCGAGAACAAACUCUUUACGUGGAGGAUGCUCUGUGUACAAACGACAAACAAUUGGACAAUACUUCUUUGAGCAAAACAACAUACCGACAAAAUGCCAAAAGAAAACAGGGAUGAAUAUCAACCUUUGCUUAUUAAAGAUGUCAAAGAUACAAAGUGGACUUGUAAGUUUCCAAACAAAUCACUCCUGCUGGCUGCGUGUGCUGCUUGUAUAGGAGGAACCUUCCAGUAUGGAUAUAACAUCUCUGUCAUCAAUGCACCUACUGUGUAUGUGCAUAAUUUCAUCAACCAAACCUGGAACAAGCGUUACCAAACGGACAUAGCAGAAGACGUUCUCACCCUACUAUGGUCCACUAUUGUAUCUAUAUUUACCUUAGGAGGACUUAUAGGAGUGUCAAUCGGUGGAACAUUGUCUGUGAAGCUGGGGAGGAAAGGGACAUUGUUGACCAAUAAUAUCUUUGCAUUAACGGCUGCACUGCUGAUGGGUCUGAGUUACCCUACAGGAUUAUUUGAAUUACUCAUCAUUGGACGUUUCCUUACUGGAAUGAAUGCAGGAAUUGGCAUUUGUGUUCAACCUCUGUAUUUGGGGGAAAUCGCUCCAACUGCACUUCGUGGCAUCACAGGAAUGGGAACCUCUGUUUUCAUCACUCUUGGGAUCUUGACUGGACAAGUGAUGGGUCUCAAAGAGUUGCUCGGCAGAGAAGAGUACUGGCCUAUUCUGCUCUCCACCACAUGUAUCCCAGCCUUCCUGCAGCUCCUGAUCCUACCUUGCUUCCCAGAGAGCCCACGCUACCUGCUUAUUGACAAAGGAGAUGAUGAGGGAUGUAAAAAAGCCCUGAAGCAACUGCAUGGUAUGGCCAGCUAUGACGGUGAGCGGGAGGACAUUGAGAAGGAGAGAAACAAUUUGGUCGGGUUCAAGGCCAAGAAACCCUGGGAGCUCUUCACUGACCGCAGCGUGCGCUGGCAGCUUCUCACCAUCAUGUUCCUCAAUGCAGCUCAACAGCUGAACGGGAUCAAUGCUAUUUACUUCUAUGCAGAUUAUGUGUUCAGACAAGCUGGUAUUCCCAACGAUAAAAUACCAUAUGUGACUGUUGGCACUGGUGCCUGUGAAUGUCUCACCGCUUUAACCUGUGGUCUGCUCAUUGAAAGUCUGGGAAGGAAAGUGCUCAUCACAGGAGGAUACACGCUGAUGAGCGUCUGCUGCAUUUUAUUCACUCUGACCAUGACUUUUCAGGAUACCAGUCCAGUGAUUCCAUACUUAAGCAUGGCAUGUGUUUUUGCCUUUAUCCUGAGUUUUGGCUUAGGACCAGGUGGCGUGACUAACAUCUUGACCACGGAGUUAUUUACACAAACUUCACGCCCUGCGGCAUACAUGAUCGCAGGAUCAGUGAAUUGGCUUAGCUUCUUCUUCAUCAGCAUGGUCUUCCCUUUUAUUGUGAUCGGGCUGCAUCAAUACUGUUUCCUGGUGUUUUUGGCCGUCUGUUCCAUGGUGGCAACGUACAUAUUCUUUAUUGUUCCUGAAACCAAGAACAAAACCUUCCUGGAAAUCCAGAAUGUGUUUCAGUCCCAAAACAGAAAGGCCUGCGGUGUUGACGGCUCAGGGACAACACUGUUGGCAACCUCUAUGUAACCCUUGACUCAGGAUUUGAGCAAUUUUAAGCUAUUUUUAUGUUUCAAUUACAUCUGUUUUACUCUUUAGUUCACUUACAUACAUACAGUAUAUUGAAAUAACCAUAAUAUGUAAUAUUUUAGA